AUGGACACCGUCGAUUCCUGUGAACCACCAAAAUACUCGGACAGACAGGGUGGAAAACGAGUAGAACAGUCCGGAAACGGGGCGGUGCACAUUUUCACCGGAAAUGAAAAGCAGCGGAAGGUGUUGACCAAUCCGGUGAUUUGGGAUCGAAACGCAGACCGAGUUCGGCCGCACUUGGACAAUGAGUGGGCCAACUUCGAAAGGACCCCCAACAGGCAGGCGGAGGAAAACUUCAACCGAAUGCGGAGAACUUUGGACCGGAAUAAUAACAACGACAAUGACAGUGACAAUGAGUCCAGAUUCGACAUGUAUCGAAAUGUGGUGGAAAAUGCUCUGAAUGUGGCCUUUUUGGCAGCAAAUUCCAACCAGCUUCGGUUGUUAACCGAAUUUCAGGAACAGUCGGACGUGUAUCAGGUGUGCGUAGGGAUGCUGAUUAUGUCGUUGAUUCUGCAGAUUCUGGUCGGCGUUUCCAUGGUGACCAUAUCGAUUAACGCUGACCAGCGCUGGAAAAAAUUGAAGGUGAUUGCCUCGAUUGGAGUUGCCGUGAUUGCUAUCGUGAAUAUCGUGGUGCUGUCGUUAGUGAAUGCAAUAUUAUUUAAAUGA
Molecule: messenger RNA, 603 nt
Organism: Ochlerotatus camptorhynchus
Lineage: Eukaryota; Metazoa; Arthropoda; Insecta; Diptera; Culicidae
Product: ninjurin-B-like
Exons: 2
Coding region: 1-603 (200 amino acids)
Biological process (GO): cell adhesion; tissue regeneration
Cellular component (GO): membrane
Source: RefSeq, a predicted model, not a curated record